AUGAGCCCACAACAGCACCCACCUGUCAAGCAACAACAGCAGCACCAAGUCAAACACCAGCACCACCAGCAGCACCAGCAGCACCAGCAGCAGGGUUACCAGGCGUUUUCCGUGUCUGGCGGUGUGUACAGCACAGCCAGCCCUUCUCACCACCACCACCAACAACAACAGCACCAACAACAACAGCACCACCACCACCAACAACACCACCACCACCACCAACACCACCACCACCACCAACAACAACAGCACCAGUCGCCGUCGUCGUCUUCACCGCAGCGGGCAGUGGCAGCAGCAGCAGCAGCAGCAGCCAUGGCUACGACACAGCCCGUUCUCACCACGACAAAGAACGUGGACUACACAGUGCGAAGGCACUCGCCCACGGCCGCCUCCUCCCGCUCCAAGUCCCCGCACGUUCACCACCACCCCCACCAUCACCCGCAGCACCACCCGCGCAGCAGCGGUGGUGGCGGCGUGCAGUAUGCGCCACAGGUUGCAUCCUUCACACCGCGGUCUGCGUCGUCGUCAUCACGCAAGAAGCGCAAGAACAAGAUCCCGCGGCCAAUGAACUCGUUCAUGUGCUUUGCGCAACGUUACCGACCCAUGCUGCAACAGGAGAACCCUGGCAUGGACAACAAGGACGUGUCGCGCCUGCUGGGCGCAAAGUGGCGCAGUCUCUCUGACGAGGAGAGGAUGAUCUACACCGAGCAGGCGCGCGUGCUGGCACAGGAACACAGGGCGCUGUACCCAGAGUGGAAGUUUACCCGCGACACGAAGAAGAAGAAGCAGCAACAACAACAACAGCAACAACAACAGCAGCAGCAGCAAGAACAAGAGCAGCAGGCAGGCAAGGGCAAGGCUACUAGGGGUGGUGGAGGGAAGGAUGGCGAUGAUGAUAGCGGUGUUGACAGCAGGAAGGUGAGCAAUGGCAGCAACGCCAGCCAUGGCACCAAACCAUCACCCAUGGGGCAGCGCAUCAAACUGGAGCUGAGCGACCACGCCACGACCAGCGACGCUGUUGGCUCAUCCGGCAGCAGCGAACAGUGGGGCUCCACGCCACAGGGGCCAUCGCCAGGCAAGGCCGGCGUGGACGAGAUGGCAACGGGUGCGCCCUUUGUUGUCAUGCAACAGCAGCCGCAACAGCAUCCACAUGGCGUGGUGAUGCCUGCACAGCUUCAGCAGCAUCAGCAGCAGCACAUGCAGCACCCGAGCACGCUGCCUGCGUCCAGCCCGUUUGCAUUCCAGCACCCAUAUGCGCACCGCGAGACGGGAGCACCACAUCAUCCUCACCACCACCAUCAUCAGGUCGCGGCAACGGCAGCAACACCACCGCCUGCAACGACAGCAUACUAUUACGGCAUUCCGUCGCACGCGCCGUUUGUCCCCAGCGUGUAUGCGACAGAUGGCACACCCUUGACGGCCCCGUUCCUGAGCACGGCUGAUCCCCGUGCCAUGACGCAACCGCCACCCUACCACCCGCCGCCCAGCUUUGAGCAGGCGUACCGCAUCGUCCAGGGAUACACACUCUACCCGCACCCGCAGCCCUGA
Salpingoeca rosetta is the source of this 1548-nucleotide messenger RNA. RefSeq names its product PS41 protein. Gene Ontology annotation, molecular function: DNA-binding transcription factor activity, RNA polymerase II-specific; RNA polymerase II cis-regulatory region sequence-specific DNA binding. The transcript has a single exon. Lineage: Eukaryota; Choanoflagellata; Craspedida; Salpingoecidae. The record is from RefSeq and is a predicted model, not a curated record. Gene Ontology annotation, biological process: regulation of DNA-templated transcription; anatomical structure morphogenesis; cell differentiation. The coding region runs from base 1 to 1548 and encodes 515 amino acids.